AGGGGGGGGACUGAGACGGAGAAUGAGACAAGGAGAGAGAGAGAGCUAUGUGUAAUGUUAUGUGUAUGUUAUGUCUCACAGAACAGGAAGAGAAUUGCGUUGCGUUGCGCUGCGUCCACCAACAACAACAGCGAGCAAGCUCUUCGGUGGCGUCCAAGCUUCUCUACUCUGCUCUGCUUUACUCUGCUCAAUUCCUCCCUCCCUCACUCCGCUCUCACACCCUGGCUACACCUUUCCCUGGUUCCAGGUGCCCUUCGUCUACUUCCUUCUUCUUCCUCUUCAUCGACCGCCACGCCUCCCUCUCAAUUGCGUUGUUUCUUUCCCGUGCUGGUAGACUUUCGUCUGGGAAGAGGUUUAUCUGUUUUUAUAGUGAGUAUACCAGUGCGCUCGGGCAUCUGAAGCAGGUCGCUCACUUCUGCUUUGUCACUGUAGAGAGGUACUGUUCUGGCAAUGAAGAUAG
Molecule: messenger RNA, 460 nt
Organism: Physcomitrium patens
Lineage: Eukaryota; Viridiplantae; Streptophyta; Bryopsida; Funariales; Funariaceae
Source: RefSeq, a predicted model, not a curated record